Amborella trichopoda is the source of this 1717-nucleotide messenger RNA. Its product is annotated as heparanase-like protein 1. The record is from RefSeq and is a predicted model, not a curated record. Lineage: Eukaryota; Viridiplantae; Streptophyta; Magnoliopsida; Amborellales; Amborellaceae. Gene Ontology annotation, molecular function: beta-glucuronidase activity. Gene Ontology annotation, cellular component: plant-type cell wall; membrane.
AUGACUGUCAGGAUCUUCUUCUUCUCUCUAUUUCUUCUCUCAUGGGUUCCUCUAAAUUUUGCAGAGGAGGUGUUAGUUAAGGUUAAAAGUGUUAACACAAUUGCUCAUACAGAUGAUAAUUUUGUGUGCGCAACUCUAGAUUGGUGGCCUUCGGAUAAGUGCAACUAUGGCGAAUGUCCAUGGAUUGAAGCUGGUAUCCUCAAUCUGGACUUGGAGAAUCCUAAUCUUGGCAAGGCAAUCAAGGCUUUUAAUCCAUUGAGGGUUAGAGUUGGAGGGUCAUUGCAAGAUCAGGUGGUGUACCAUGUUGGGAAGGUGAAGAAGUGCCCCCACUUCAAGAUCAAGGGUGAUGGAUUGUUUGGAUUCUCAAAAGGAUGCCUGCCUAUGGAUAGAUGGAAUGCCCUCCACCAUUUGCUAUCAGAUAAUGGAGCCCUCGUUACAUUUGGGUUGAAUGCACUGUAUGGAAGGCAACAACAUCCAAACAAAACUGAAUGGACUGGCCCAUGGGACUCAUCCAACGCUCGUGAUUUCAUCAAUUACACCAUCUCCAAUGCCCAAAAGAUCGAUUCUUGGGAAUUCGGUAAUGAGCUCAGUGGAAGUGGAAUUGCAGCCAGUGUAAACCCUACUCAAUAUGGACAGGACUUGAUUGACCUUAAGAAAGUUGUGACUGAGUUAUAUAACAGCUCCUCAAUGCCACAACCAAAGAUCCUAGCCCCCGGCGGUUUCUUCGAUCGAGAUUGGUUCAUUAAGCUUCUUGAGAGUUCCGGCUCGGGAGUCGUCGAUGUCUUGACACACCACAUCUACAAUCUUGGUGCCGGCAAUGAUCCUAUUGUCCCAAAUAGGAUGGUGGAUCCAUUUUAUUUGAGCGAAAUAGCUGAGACAUAUAAAAGCAUUCAACUGACCAUACAAGACUUUGGGCCAUGGUCCGCUGCUUGGGUUGGUGAGGCCGGAGGUGCAUACAAUAGCGGUGGUCCCAAUGUUUCCAAUGCCUUUAUAGAUAGCUUUUGGUAUUUGGAUCAACUCGGCAUGACAUCAAGCUACAACCAUAAAGCAUACUGUAGACAAAGUCUCGUCGGUGGCAAUUAUGGUCUCCUAGACACCACCACAUUUGUGCCCAACCCUGACUUUUACAGUGCUUUAUUGUGGCAUCGGUUGAUGGGGAAACGCGUCCUUGGGGUUGAGGUUGACAAUGCACCAUACCUGCGCGCAUAUGCUCAUUGUGCCAAGAACAAGGCUGGUGUCAUGCUUCUCUUCAUCAACUUGAGCAACUCCACGACCUUCAAUGUGAGUAUGGAGAAUGACAUGAACAUAUUCACCACUUCUUCAUCAGACAAAGUGGCCAAGGACGUGGUGUCCCAAACAGGCUCUAAAAGAGAGGAAUACCACCUAACUCCAAAGAAUGGCAACAUAUUCAGUAGAGUUAUGUUGUUGAAUGGCAGUCCAUUGGAGCUCACAAAAGCUGGAGAAAUACCAGCAAUAAGCCCCCUCUCCAUCGAUUCGGACUCACCGAUCUUGAUCGCUCCGAGGUCUAUUGCAUUUGUUCGGUUGCCGGAUUUUAAGGCUCCGGCUUGCGCCUAGGCAAUGGGGACUUUACCGGUGACUGAAAUAUGCAAUAUUUUUUUCUUUAUUUGCUUAGAAAUGGGGAGAUUGGUUUUUUAUUUGUGUUUGGAUGCCUUAAUUUUAAAAUUGUAGUAGUGUGGGGUCCCAUAUUGGGAGGUUA